AUGGCAACUUUGAGGCAAAUGCCGUUAACGUGCAGUGGACACACAAGACCCGUGGUGCAUUUGGACUUCAGCGAAGUAACGCAAAGCGGUUAUUUCCUAAUUUCAGCAUGUAAAGACGGGAAACCGAUGUUAAGACAGGGCGACACCGGUGAUUGGAUAGGCACUUUCGAAGGUCAUAAGGGGGCUGUUUGGGGUGUGGCUCUCAAUUCGGAGGCGACCAGGGCUGCUUCAGGGGCCGCGGAUUUCUCUUGCAAAGUUUGGGACGCCGUCAGCGGCGAGGAGUUGCACAAUUUCCAACACAAUCACAUAGUGAAGAGCGUCAGGUUUAGCAGCAAGAACAGCAAUUUGCUGGUUACCGGUAGCAACGAGAAGUUAGUUAGGAUAUUCGAUCUGAAUAACCCGGAAGCGAGUCCGGAAGUGUUUACGGGACACACGGCCGGCAUCAAGCACGCGCUGUUUUUCCGCGACGACACGCAGCUGAUCAGCUGCGCGGACGACAAGACCCUGCGCGUGUGGGACAGGGCGGCCAAGAAGGAGGUCAACCGCCUGGAUUUCCCCUCGAGCUUGAGCAGCCUGGAGGUGUCCAAAGACGGGUCUGUCUUGACCUUGACGUACGCCAACAAGGUCGCCUUCUACGAUGCCGAUAACUUGACGAAGAUCAGGGAGUUCACGCUGCCCACCACCGUAAACUCGGCAUCAUUGCACCCGGAUAAGAGCAUUUUUGUGGCGGGAGGGGAUGAUUUGAAGGUGUACAAAUACGAUUACACGACUGGAAAUGAGAUUGAAUCUUUCAAGGGUCACUUUGGGCCGAUCCACUGCCUGAAAUUCUCGCCAGAUGGCGAGCUGUACGCCUCAGGCUCGGAGGACGGAACUUUGAGGUUAUGGCAAACGACGGUUGGCAAAACGUAUGGGCUUUGGAAGUGCGUGGACGGCAACCAGCUUAACAAUGACGUCAUGUCCCCACCCAAAGAAGUACAGGCCAACUAA
This is a messenger RNA of Brassicogethes aeneus, 987 nucleotides long. NCBI's taxonomy places the organism in Eukaryota, Metazoa, Arthropoda, Insecta, Coleoptera, Nitidulidae. The record is from the annotation of a GenBank genome assembly.